AUGUCGACUACACGAUUGACCACUCUCUGCACGCGUGAACUGCGUGGAUUGCAGGUCUCCUGCCUUCGACGACCUUUUGUUCAACGCGCAUCUCUUUCGUUAGCGACAUCAGGAACCGCAAGCCACAAUGCUGCGUCAGGGGCAUCCCUCAAAUCACUGGACAGUGGAUUGAACUCCCGCCUCAUCAUCUCCCGUUCCAAUGGUCUUACUCGGAGUGUGUCAACUGGACCGGGCGCCGCCGCCGAAACCUAUGUUGCAUACGGAAUGACCCAGAGACUUUUUGAAGCUUGUUCAAACCAAGCGGACUAUAAAAUUCCUCAGGCUACUCAGAAGGGUGUAGAAGUCCCUCUUACCAAAUCUGGGGAACACCUAGGUACAAGUGAUAGCUGGUGGUAUAAAGGUUCGUACUCAAUCUUGGAGAUGGAACUCGGUCUCCAACCUACCUUCUCUACCUGGUCGCAAAUUACCUUCCUGCACAUGUAUCUCUUGACUGUUCGACUUCGUGCUCUUCCUACUCGCGACAGCGUUCAGACUUACUCCCGCCACCUGAUCGAUCAUUUCUCCCACAAUGCUGAACACCGUAUGGAUGUGUUGCACGAUAUCGCUAGUCGGUCUAUCCGCAACAAAUAUCUUAAGGAUCUCUUCAUCCAAUGGCGUGGUAUCAUCGCCGCAUACGAUGAGGGUUUAGUAAAGGGGGACGCAGUGCUGGGCGCUGCUGUUUGGAGAAAUCUGUGGAAGGCUGACUCCACGGGUCCUGAUGGAAAGGACAUUGAUUGGACUAAGGUUGCUUGGGUGGUGGCUUACAUGCGCCGCGUCUUGUCGGAGUUGUCGAAAAUGCAGGAGGCUGAUAUUGUGAUGGCCUUGAGCAAGGGCAGCUCCGCGGCGUCAGGGGUUUUUGGUCUUUCCCCUGUGGACAAGAGAAUGGCUGGAGUUGAUCGGUAG
Messenger RNA from Penicillium malachiteum, 942 nucleotides. RefSeq lists its product as uncharacterized. Gene Ontology annotation, cellular component: mitochondrion. The record is from RefSeq and is a predicted model, not a curated record. Gene Ontology annotation, biological process: mitochondrial respiratory chain complex III assembly. NCBI's taxonomy places the organism in Eukaryota, Fungi, Ascomycota, Eurotiomycetes, Eurotiales, Aspergillaceae. The transcript is spliced from 3 exons. The coding region runs from base 1 to 942 and encodes 313 amino acids.